Carassius gibelio (silver crucian carp) is the source of this 5342-nucleotide messenger RNA. RefSeq names its product platelet-derived growth factor receptor beta. Gene Ontology annotation, cellular component: signaling receptor complex. Gene Ontology annotation, biological process: cell chemotaxis; positive regulation of smooth muscle cell migration; cell surface receptor protein tyrosine kinase signaling pathway. Lineage: Eukaryota; Metazoa; Chordata; Actinopteri; Cypriniformes; Cyprinidae. The record is from RefSeq and is a predicted model, not a curated record. The transcript has 23 exons. The coding region runs from base 194 to 3397 and encodes 1067 amino acids. Gene Ontology annotation, molecular function: platelet-derived growth factor binding; platelet-derived growth factor beta-receptor activity; ATP binding.
GACCCUGGAGACCCGAGCUUUAGCUCCAUCCUCCCUCCAGCAGCUGUAUGAGCGACCGCUACAGAGAUCUCAGACAGAGAGAGAGAGAGGAGCGAGAAGUUAGCAAGAACGGAGGCUUUUCCUAGACAUGCUUUUGCUCUGACGUCCAGCCGUCUGCUGAAGAGUCUAAACGUGUCCUGCUCUGGACGGCAGCAUGAAGAGUUUCAGCCGGUCCCAACUGACUGCCAUGACAACAGGUUUGCUCCUGCUCUGUCUGGGUAGUUCAGGUCUGGAGCUCAAUCCCAGCGUCACUCCGGUCGUCCUCUCCAUCAACUCCUCCUUCAGCAUCACCUGCUCCGGCGGGAGUGAUGUCACCUGGCGCUUCAAGCGGGAGGAGAAAGUUCCAGAGUUCCACACCGAGAACCAAAGUCCCUCCUCCAGCGUUCUCCGUCUGGAGCAGGUGACGUGGAGACACACGGGAGUCUAUGUGUGUUCAGAGAACGGGACAAAUGAGACCAGAGAGGUGGCUGUGUUUGUGCCUGAUCCUGAGGUGUGGUUCCUCGAGAACGAUCAUGUCAUGGUGACUAAGACGCGAGUGAAAGGCACCAUCCCAUGUCUGGUAACGGAUCCCUUGAUAAACGUCACGCUGUACGAGAGUAACACAGACAAAAAGGUGGAGGGGUCGUACAACCCCAGCGUGGGCUACACCGCCGCACUGGAGGACAAAACCUACAAAUGCAAAGGAGAGCUGAACGGAGAGGAGAAAGAGUCCAUCCCCUUCUACGUCUUCAGUAUAUUUGCUCCCGAGGCUCUGGAUCCAAUCAUCAACGCCUCCAAAACGGUCCUGAAACAGGGCGAGAUGCUGAACGUCAACUGCACUGUUCAUGGCGCGGAGCUCGUCUACUUCCUUUGGGACUUUCCCAACAAAGACGCAAGGGGCGUUGAAAUCUUGACUGAUGUCCUGUCGUCCGUGAGCAUGCGAUCAUGUCUCAACAUCACAAACGUGUCUCUGGCCGGAUCAGGACAGUACGUUUGUCGGGUGCAUGAGGGUGUGGAGAACCAUAAAGCUUCAGCCAGUAUCAACAUCACUGUACUGGAGAAAGGAUUCGUGGCUCUUUCUUCUGAACUGGACAGAAGCGUCUCGGCGCAGCUUGGAGAAAACGUGGAGCUGAAGGUGGAGAUCCAGGCGUAUCCCAAACCCACCGUCCACUGGACUAAAGACGGCACUGCUAUUACAGGACACAACACAAUACAGGAAAAUGAGACCCGGUUUGUCAGCACGCUGACCCUGGUCAGGAUCCGACUGGAGCAGAUGGGUCUCUACACCGUCAGUGUCCAAAACGAUGAUGACUUUAAAGACUUGACCUUUGACCUAGAGGUGAAAGUUCCUCCACAGAUAACUGAACUCUCUGACCAUCAGCUUCCUGGUAAGAAGCACGCGGUCACCUGUGUGGCGGAGGGAGUACCGUCUCCCAGCAUUCAAUGGUUCAGCUGUGACAGCAUGCCCAAGUGCAGUAACAGAAGUGUGGCGUGGAGCCCUCUAGAGGAGGAUCCUGAGAAAGUCACCAUCCAGACGAACUUCACCUACAACAUCAGGCGCAAGAUCCACCAGGUGCACAGUCAGCUGACUCUCCUGCGGCCGCAGCUGCUCUCCAUCCGCUGCGAGGCCCGCAACGAGAGAGGAGCCCGAGCCCGAGACAUCAGACUGGUCCACAGCACGUUGUUUUCUCAGGUGGCCGUUCUGGCUGCUGUCUUAGCGCUGGUGGUCAUCGCCAUCAUCUCCAUCAUCAUCCUCGUCGCUGUGUGGAGGAAGAAGCCGCGCUACGAAAUCAGGUGGAAGGUGAUCGAAUCGGUCAGUUUGGAUGGACACGAGUACAUCUACGUCGACCCCAUUCACCUGCCCUACGACCUGGCCUGGGAGAUGCCCCGGGACAGUCUGGUGCUGGGCCGGACGCUGGGAUCUGGAGCCUUCGGGCGUGUUGUGGAGGCGACGGCGUACGGUUUCGGCCACUCGCAGUCCGCCACUAAAGUGGCAGUGAAAAUGCUGAAAUCGACGGCGCGGAGGAGCGAGACUCAAGCUCUGAUGUCUGAACUCAAGAUCAUGAGUCACCUGGGUCCUCACCUCAACAUCGUCAACCUGCUGGGAGCCUGCACCAAACACGGGCCGCUGUAUCUGGUGACAGAAUACUGCCGCUAUGGGGAUCUGGUCGACUAUCUGCACAGGAACAAGAACAGCUUCCUCCAGUACUACGCCGACAAGAACCACAUUAACAACGGCAACCAGAUGUGUAACGACAGCGAUGUGAAAGAAUACGUGUCGUUCGGCAGCGAGUGUGAUGGAGGAUACAUGGACAUGACCAAAGACGAGCAGACCCAAUACGUGCCAAUGCUGGAGCUCUCAGACUCCAUCAAGUACGCAGAUAUCCAGCCGUCACCCUACGAGUCUCCUUACCAGCAAGACAUCUAUCAGGAGCAAGGUCACAGGGUGGAUCACUCUCUGGUCAUCAGUGAUUCUCCGGUUCUGAGCUACACUGAUCUCGUGGGUUUCAGUUAUCAGGUGGCCAAAGGCAUGGAGUUCCUGGCUUCAAAGAAUUGUGUGCAUCGGGAUCUGGCAGCAAGAAACGUUUUGAUCUGUGAGGGCAAACUGGUCAAGAUCUGUGACUUUGGACUGGCCAGAGACAUCAUGCACGACAACAACUACAUCUCCAAAGGCAGUACGUUUCUUCCUCUGAAGUGGAUGGCGCCGGAGAGCAUCUUUCAUAACCUGUACACCACGCUGAGUGACGUCUGGUCCUACGGCAUCUUACUGUGGGAGAUUUUCACUCUGGGAGGAACCCCGUAUCCAGACCUGCCCAUGAAUGAGUUGUUUUACAGCGCUCUGAAGAGAGGAUACCGCAUGACCAAACCCUCGUACGCCUCCGAAGACAUUUAUGAGGUCAUGAGGAAAUGUUGGGAUGAGAAGUUCGAGAAGCGUCCGGAGUUCUCCUUUUUGGUGCACACAAUGGGGAACAUGCUGUCAGACGGAUAUAAAAAGAGGUACUGUCAGGUCAGCGACAGCUUUCUGAAGAGUGAUCACCCCGCAGUGGCCCGUGUGAAGCCACGUGUCCCGUCUCCAUUCCCGGGAACCUUCCCUCCUCAGUCUCCCUCCUCAGAUCUGAGCCCGAACCCUGUCCCGCGCCCGCAGGCUGACGGAGACACCGCUGAGGCUCCACAUAACGAGUACAUCAUCCCCAUCCCUGACCCCAAACCGGAGGAGGAGACCCAGGACGAUGGGAUGGUGCUGACGGAAAUCCCCUCGAGCUUGUUAAGUUCUGAUGAGGAGACGGUCUCGAUGGAAACCCCGAGCACCGAACCCGAGCACGAGGAGCUGCUGCCAGAUCAUUCUGGAAGCCCAGAAGUGGAGGAGAGCUUCCUGUGACAUACUUCGGCUUCCUGUCAUCAUGAAGUAAUUUUAAUGUACAUUUUGAGCAGAUUUUUAUCAAAUGCAUCAGAAUGAUAUGCUAGAUUUCCUCAUGUGCCCUUAAAGACCAUCUGUGAAGGUUGAGGUUGUAUUCUUUUUUACUAAAGUGGUACAAUGCAGUAUUUAAAACUGCAGAAGGCAAAGCUACAAUCAGAUGAUACGUACAUUAGUUGUGUUAGGUUUCAAAUCAAACUUCAGAGUGUCAAUCAGCAAACAUAUAUGAUGUGCUAUAUUGUACUUUUUGUGUUAAAAUCAAUCUCAGCAUUUUUAAAUUGAGUCCAUAUUUCAUUUUUAUGUUCAGACAGCUGUCUUUGACUUAAUUUUAACAUCAGUUUUUUUGUCAAGAUUCUUGUAGCAAACUUGCACUUUAAUGUUUAUGAGUGAUUGCAGCAAAUAGAUUAUACACAUGCAUGUGAUUAUUUGUGAUUUAAGUUUCUAUUUUUACAUUCCACAAAUGGAUCCAACAGAACCAUGGAAGCCUGUUUCCACCAUGGACAAAAAUAAAUAAAUCAAUAAAUAAAGGUAAUUGUGAAGUUUAUCUCAAAAUCCCUUUUUUUCCAUGCAACUCUGAGAAAAUGUCAGAAUUAUGAGAUAUAAACUCAGAAUUGCGAGAAGUAAUCUGGCAGUUCUGAGAAAAAUAAAAUUGUGAGAUAUAAAACUAAGAGUUGCGAGAUGUAUAAUAUAAUAAUAAAAAAAGGUAAUUGCAAGUUUAUAUUUUACAUUAUAUCUCAUUAUUCCGACUUUUGUCUUUCACAAAUGUUAGUUUAUGUCACAAAUCUGACUUUUUUCCUUCACAGUUAGGAGUUUAUAUCUCAUAAUUCAGACUUUUUUCUCUCAAAUGUUAGUUUAUAUCACCAAUCUGACUUUUUUCUUACCAGGUAGCAGUUUAUAUCUCAUAAAUUUAGACUUUAUCCCUGCAAUUAUAAGUUUGUCUCCCAAUUCUGACUUUUUUCCCCACAUUAUGAGUUUAUAUCUCAUAAUUCAGACUUUUCCCCAAGCAAUUACAAGUUUGUCUCACAAUUCUGAUUUUUUUUCCCACAAUUAUGAGUUUAUAUCUCCUAAUUCAGACUUUUUUCUUUUGCAAAGUAUAUGUCACAAAUCUGACAUUUUUCUUCACAUAAUUCUGCCUUUUAUUUCACAAAUGUUAGUUUAUAUCACAUAUCUGACUUUUUUCUUCACAGUUAGGAGUUUAUAUCUCAUAAUUCAGACUUCUCCCCUGCAAUUACAAGUUUGUCUCGCAAUUCUGACUUUCCCCCCACAAUUAUGAGUUCGUCACAUAAUUCAGUAAUCUCUUUUUUUUUAAUCCCAUGUUGGAAACAAGCUUCCAUUCAGAACACAAGGCAUAUUACAGAGUCAUACUGACAGCAUAUCUGAACUGACUCUGUCUCUGUACAGUAGAAAGUAUAUCUAAAUGACUCAUGGUACAUCAGAAAGACAUAAUUUAGUAGAUGUUUUCCAUCCAAAACAUUUUAUAUUGGAGAUCAUUUGACAUGCUCUUGGCAGGUUUCUUCCACUGAGAUGAAACUUUACAUGCAGCCCAGGUUUUUCAUCCUCAAAUGAUUAGUUCAGUAUCAUCCACACAGUGUUUGAGUACUUAAAAUUGAACUUUAUUUCAUGCAAACAUUUAAUAUAUCCAAACACAGUUUGAGAAGGUGAACAUAAAGGCUUCGUCUUGUCUGCUUGUCUUGUUUAUUAUUGAUUUUAACCCUAGGCGUUCGUAUGUAUGCACAAGGCCUUAAUACAUUGCACAUGUCAGUACUUAUAUCACAUAGUCAAGUUACACACUCUAAGGUACCAAAGCUUUAUGUAUGUUUACAAGUAUAUUUUUGUAUAGAUAUUUUGUACAUUGCUCUUUUACACAUUCUAUGUAUGAUCAAAAAUAAAUCUGUGAUACAUUCUUUAA